AUGCGCCUCGUCACACGAGCUAUCCCAAGCCUCAGUGCGUUCGCCCUGGCCGCAGAUGCUCUAAACACAACCUGCUCCUCCUUCCCAACCUACAACGCCACAACCCUCGCCACGUCUCCCUUCACUCUCCUCGCCUCCUCUCCUACAGCCCCCAUAAACGGCACCGCAGCAAGCUUCGUAAGCUUCACAAACGACGGCGUAGAUCGCUACGGCUUCGUUACGAUCCCACAGUCCAACCCUACCUUCGGCAGCGCCCCGCCUCUCUCCUUGCAGUGCACCGGGUCCACCCUCUACGUCCAACUCUCGGGCCUGAACUGGGUCCCGGUGUCCAUCGCCGCGGACGAGAACUGGCAGCGUGGUCUGUCGUUUGGGCUGGGUGAGGGGGUGGGCGUUCAGGCGUAUGCGCAGAAUGGGGAUGUGUAUUUGGGCGCGGAGGGGGGCCAGGGUGUAGUGGGAUUGAAAUGGAAGUUUAAAAGCAACUGGGGUGGGAAUGCGGGGCAGUAUUAUCUAGUGAGGUGGGCGGGGGGUGAGGGGGAAAUGAAACGGCAGGUGGGGGGCGAGCCGCCGGUUGUGGAUGAUCGGGACUGGGUUGGGUAUCUGAAGGUUGUGGUUUGA
Messenger RNA from Paraphaeosphaeria sporulosa, 615 nucleotides. RefSeq lists its product as uncharacterized. The record is from RefSeq and is a predicted model, not a curated record. Lineage: Eukaryota; Fungi; Ascomycota; Dothideomycetes; Pleosporales; Didymosphaeriaceae. The transcript is spliced from 2 exons. The coding region runs from base 1 to 615 and encodes 204 amino acids.